Acanthamoeba castellanii str. Neff is the source of this 408-nucleotide messenger RNA. Its product is annotated as prefoldin subunit 2, putative. NCBI's taxonomy places the organism in Eukaryota, Discosea, Longamoebia, Acanthamoebidae. The record is from RefSeq and is a predicted model, not a curated record. Gene Ontology annotation, molecular function: protein folding chaperone. Bases 1 to 408 code for a protein of 135 amino acids. Gene Ontology annotation, cellular component: cytoplasm; prefoldin complex. The transcript is spliced from 3 exons. Gene Ontology annotation, biological process: protein folding.
AUGCAGACGAAUCCCGAACAGCAGCAGAUUGUUCGCCAAUUCCAGGCGAUGCGCAGCGAGUGCAACGAGCUCGUGCAGAAGAUUGGUGAAUUGGAAAUCGAACAAAACGAGCACCGGCUUGUGAUUGAUGCCGUGAGUGGCCUUGAUGCCGGGCGACGAUGCUAUCGACUGGUGGGCGGCGUGCUCGUCGAGCGUACCGUGGGCGAAGUGCUCCCGGCCGUUCGCAAGAACCUCGAAGGCAUCGAGCAGAUCCUGAAGACCCUCAACGCGUCGCUGCUGCAGAAGGACAAGGCGCUCAACGAGUUCAAGGUGCAGCACAAGAUCCGAGUCAUGGGCGAGGACGAAGACGAGGCGCCCGCGCCCCAGGCCAAGUCCUCCUCUUCCUCCAGCUCCGGCGUGUUGGUGUGA